Molecule: messenger RNA, 2566 nt
Organism: Glycine soja
Lineage: Eukaryota; Viridiplantae; Streptophyta; Magnoliopsida; Fabales; Fabaceae
Product: protein LNK1-like
Exons: 8
Coding region: 596-2362 (588 amino acids)
Biological process (GO): regulation of DNA-templated transcription; circadian rhythm
Source: RefSeq, a predicted model, not a curated record
UGAUUUAGGAUUUAUAUUUAUGAUAUGCUUUGUGAUUUUUCCAUUUUUUUCUUCUGGCAACAGGCUAGUAAUGGUUGUAUAGUUUAGUUUCUGUGAUUUUAUUUUAUUAAUGAUGUGGCGUAGCAAUAGAGUUGGUGUUAUAAUUUGUUGGCAUGGAAAUUUCUUCUAUUUAAAUUCGCAAUCUAUUGUAAACUGGGGCUUGGGAUGAGCUUCUAAGUUCUAGAUCUUCAACUUUUAGCGUUUGCCUCUUUUGUUUGUUUUUAUUUUGGUGUAUCUUACUGAAAAUAUUGUAGUAUAAGAUCAUAAAUGAGUAGAAAUUCAGCUUUGUGGUAUUUUGAUUUAAUUUUGAGGGCUCUGGUUCAUGCUUCAAAACAAGAGAGGAUAGUUAUGAUUUCUACGAGGGGCUUCUUUCAUGAGAAAGGGGAUGUUGAAAUAGGAAUAAUUUGGGUCCUCUUUUGUAACUUUUGAGACUGAGUACCAAAAAUUAAGGCUAUAGUGUUUCUUCGACUGAAAAGGUGGCAGAUGAUUUAAUUGAACUAUUUGACAAAUUCCUUCUGUUUGAAAUGAACUCUCCAAAUUGGACAAGAUUAUACUGAUGGGUAGGGAGAACUUGCUAAAUCUGAACCAGAAAGAGAGAACAGAAAAGGCUAACAAACCUGAAGAUCUGCUUUCUCCAUGUGAUAGUGACUCAUGCAGAGAACAUAAAAAGCUAACAUCAGAUAAUACAAGGAUGUCUGAUCAUUGUUUGAAGAGCAGCAAAGUAGAUUCUAGUAGUAGUGAGCUUUAUGCAGAUGAUACCAUCUUAGGAGACAAGUGUGUGGUGGAGGAUGAUAGCGUGUCUCAAUAUUCAAUCAAUCACAUAUCUCAAACUGACAAUGAACUCAGCUUUCUUGAUAAUGAUGGGUGGCUCAAUAUCGGAAACUUUGAAGAUGUUGAUAGGAUGAUGUUAAGCUGUGACUUGACAUUUGGAAUGGAGAGCCUCAAUAAUGAAGAGGAGUUCUGCUGGCUCCGGUCUUCAAAUGGAACUGAAGGAUCUGAUGAUGCAUUGAAGUCUGCAUUCAAGUUUUCAUCUGCUGAAGCAAGUCUGUUGAAAAGUAUAUCAGAUUAUAAUAUCGACACAAAUGAAAACAUGGAAGGUCUGCCAAUUAAUGACGGCAACAAUAAAGCAUCUCCUAUUGAUAAAAAAUUGAGGUCUCGAAUGAAUGCCAAUCAUGAUGAUGUUCCUUCUUCAUUAUCAACAUUCCAUGAAUCAGCCAUGAAAUCUGGUAAUAGAGAUGACUUGAUGGCUAAACUAAAGAUGGAAGGAAACCUGUUAAAAACAUCAGCAGGAAAGAGAAAAAAUGGUUACCUGGGACAUGGUGAUUUUGAUCUUCCUUAUGCUCAAGUGGAGCAAUAUGCAAAUCUGAAGCAAUCUUUUGGAGCCUCUUCCAGUGGGGUCACUUCACAGGAUAGCAUCCACAAACACAGACCAGACAUGGAUUCUAAUUCUUUAGGACAUAUACAGAUACAAACUGACCUAAUGGACCCAGGCUAUUGUCAUACUUCUAAUUACACUUCCCUCCUUCCAACUUUGUCUGGAUCUAGGUCUGGACAUGAUGGACAUCCAUCUCCUUCUUUUAAAGAAUCGUCAUUUGCACCUAACAUGGAGAGUUCUAAUGCUCAUAAGUUGGAUGCUGUUGCCUUGAAAACAAAAAAUGAGAGAGAAAAUUUAUAUUUUUGCCACGAUGCACAACUAAUAAGUCCAAGAUUUAAAAGUGGAAAUAUGGGAAAUCCUGAGCCAUUCAAAAGUCCAGGUUCAGCUCAGAAGGUAGGCCAUCAGUUUGAAAAUGAGAAUGAAGGCCAUAGUGAAGUUGGAGAAAUUAGCAUAAGAUUUUCACAAGAAAUAGACUCAUCAAAUGUGCAGGAAAGCUCAUCUAUGAGCUCUGCACUGGACGAAGCCUCACUUGAAACAACUAGCUUUUGCCAACUGCAACAGAUCAUGGAUCAGUUGGAUAUUAGAACCAAACUAUGCAUAAGGGACAGUCUAUACCGCUUGGCUAAAAGUGCUGAACAAAGACAUAAUGAUACCAAUGCAAGUGGUCAAAUUGGUGAUGAUGUUGAAGCCUGCAAAGCAGUAAUGAUACAGGACUCAAACAGGUGUACGGGAUUCAUGAAUAUUGAAACUGAUACAAAUCCCAUUGAUCGAACUGUUGCACACUUACUGUUUCACAGGCCUUCAGAUCCAUCAAUGUUGCCCCAUAAUGAUCCUUUACCUUUCAAGUCCAGUUCCAUGUUAUGUGGAUCGGUGAUCAAUCCAGCAGUAGUGACUGAGAAAGAGGUUUGUCAGGAAGAAUCUUCUACUGGAUUAGAAAAGUCGUCUUAAAGGGUAACACCUCGUGAAAAGAGAAACAAUGGCUUGUUUUAAAGUAAGUCAUCGUAUCAUAUAUGAUGUAUAAUUAAUUAUUCGGAGACUUGCUCAGAUCCCUUUGUUAGUGAUUCAUUUUUUUGCCAUCCGAUACCAUUAUAUUUAUAUUGAUGUAUAAAUGACUGAUCAUCAAUCCAAGGUAGCGUAUGAGAUUAGAUAUAA